Molecule: messenger RNA, 2211 nt
Organism: Lachnellula hyalina
Lineage: Eukaryota; Fungi; Ascomycota; Leotiomycetes; Helotiales; Lachnaceae
Exons: 1
Coding region: 1-2211 (736 amino acids)
Molecular function (GO): protein binding
Source: RefSeq, a predicted model, not a curated record
AUGCCUCCUCCCAUACCCAAGUAUCCCCUGGAGGAUUCUUGCUCGACUUUAUUCAACAACACUCUUUACACAUACACCUCGGAGGCUUUUCAAUCGCUCACCAUAACGCAGGGCGCAGAAUGGAUGGAAUUAGAUAUGGGAGUUCCGGUGAAGGGAGGAGUUUGUGUUAAGUCUACACCGAAGAAUGACACGAGUGCUGCAGCAUUAUACAUCGUCGGCGGGACGUCCAAUUCCAGUGAUUACAAGGGAUUACAGCGCUACACGUUUGCAGAUGCGAAAUGGGAGACGAUAGAGCCAACCGUGCCGGUCACCCAAAAUCGAGUAUAUCACAACGCGGCUUAUCUCAAUGCUUCGGAUUCAAUUCUUGUGUUUGCUGGAAAUCAGGAUGGCAUUAUGGCUCCAUCAUCACAAACGUUUACCAUUCAAGCUUCUGAGCCAUAUGCCGCAUUGGCAUACCCAGCUACCGUACCCCCCGGUGUAUCUCCCUUGCUGAUGCAGUGGUCUGAAAGUCAUGCCAUGUACAUUGGAGGAAGUGAAACCAACACCAAAGCAAUGAUAUUCAGCCCAUCGGAUGGCUGGGUGGAUUCAAAUGCGACUCUGGCCGCUCCUCUCUACAACUCCUCAGCCAUCAAGUCCAUUGUUAUUAAUGGCGAUGAUUCUAGCAAGUCGCUCUAUACCUUUGAUAUGUCAGUCUCACCGAAUGCUGUUAAUCGGACUCUUUUGGUGGAUGCCGACGGGAAUCCAGUUCAGAAUUCAAAACCCAUUGGCUCGAGAAGCCUGGAAGGCAGGCAGGAGGAGAACCCGACGGGUCUAGAGAGAAGGGGCAACCUGACAGUUGCUGACUGGCCAGCCUACAAUAAUACCCUGGUACCAUCAAGUACAAGGACAUCAUGGUCAAUGGCUAAAGAUCAGAGUGGCCUAGUGGUGAUAUCUGGUGGAAACGAAAAGGACGUGCUAUGUAUGUUCAAGGCAAGGGAUAAUACUUGGGUCAACGCCACGGCAAAAUUGACCAAGGCCGAGAAUCAGGGGGUACUCACCGGGAAUAUCGGAGCUGCCUCGACAACAGCAUCGACUACCGCCUCAUCGCCAUCGGAGACCACGUCAGCCGCGGCCGCGGCUGCCAAAUCUAAUGGCUCGGAUCCACCAUUUCCAGUGAAGAUCCUUGGCGCCGUCUUGGGAUCUAUUCUAGGUCUUGCUGCUAUAUUGAUUGUUCUGCUUUUUUUUCUCCGGUGGCGAAGGCAACGGAAACAGUAUGCUGACGCUGGUCAUCAACGGCGUUCAAGUGGGAUCCCAGACGAGAAAGAUGCCAUGGAUUUCGCAGACAGAGGCUUGCCGCAAAGGAGUUCGACGAGACAGUUCCGUGGGCACGAGCCGAAUGCAUCAAACGGGUCAUUCUCGUCCGUCGCGAUUUUGAUGGGGCGAGUCGGCCAUAAGAGAGGUAGUGAAAAGGGUGAAGGGAGUUUUAGCAGCGACUCGAGCAGUCAAUUCAAUAAGAAAUACAAAACCGCGAUCAGCAAACCUAUACCACAAGAACGACAUUUGGCCUCAAUUAAGGAGCCAGCCAGAGACGAUGUGGCCUUCAUAGAUGACAGACCACCUCUGACAAGACCAAGAGGAGCUCCAGGCAGACGAGGGAGUAUGAGACGGAGCUCGGGGUGGAAUAGAUACUGGUCUGGCGGAAGCGCCCUGAAUAUUAUUGGAUUCGGAUCGAAACGGACAACCUAUGGGGAAGAUACGGAUUCUUUCUACUCGGACAACAGACAACAGAGCGGUGUCACCCAGGCAUCAGCCAUGCCACCUCCUUUAAAAAUUGGAGGACGGCCAGAAUUAAACAGGGUUGCGUCAGGCAGCCCAACUAUCGCACAUCUCUCUACCGAUGUUCCCUCGCGAGAGAUGUCAGGUCAGAUCGAAAGAUCGGGUUCUAUGAGUACUUUUUCAUCAUAUACCGAUGAUCAUUAUGAUGCCUACUCGAGUGGCGUACCAGCUAGUGUCCACGAACAAGAUUCGUGGACCCCAGUCGAUCGAUCAAAUUGGGCAGACGGUCGAGCUCCGAGUAGCAAUUACUCGGAAAGCAUCUACACUUCACGAAAUGCCGCCAACAACUUGACACAGGAUCUACGCUUUCCAACGCCACCUACAACCCAAAGAUCACGCCCUCAACCGCCGAACAACGACAUGAGCUGGCUUAACCUGGGUGCCGACCGGGUGUGA